AUGUCGUCUCCGACCUCCUCCCCGAGCACCGCUGCCCGAACCCCUACAGCCCCCGGUGAGGACCCCGGUCCUCCUCUCUCCCUCGCCCCGCUCACCUGCCGCGUCCACCUGCUAUCGCCCGCGCUGCGCGCGCACGCCCACGCACGCCAACACGCGUGCCCGAGCCUCGCCUCGCCGCGCCUCGCUCUGCCGCUGCGCUGCUCGCCCGCAGCUCCGCCGCGCCCGCGCCGUCCGCGCCCGACGCGUGGCUGCGCCCCUAAUGCCCAGUGCGCCCUGCGCCUCGCUUGCGCGCACGCCCGCAGCCCCCUCAUGCGCUUCCCAGCAUCGCCGAUGCUCGCCGACCCGCCGCUCACCGCAGUAGCAAGUUGCGGCUGCUGCUGCUCCUCCUCCACCGUUGCCCCGCUCCGGCCCGUCUCCUCUGCCUGCCAUCAGCCGCUGCUCGCCGCGCGGCGUCGCCAGCCACCGCUCGCGCUCCGAUCCGCCCCAAUGCGGCGCUCGUGCGCGCACGCCCCCUCCCUCGCAUGUCGCCGCCUCCUCCUUCUGCCGUUGCUGCUCCCCUUCCACUCCAAGCCGAACCGGCCCAUCCACACCGGCCACGCCCUGCUUGCCUGCCGCGUCACCACUGCAGCCCUCUGCUGCGAGCUGCUCUGCGCCGCCCUCAUCUGCCGUCCGUCCCGCCUCGCCUCUGCCCCACCGCCUGAGGUCUCCGCCACCUCUUCCCCUACUUUCGCCCGCGCCGCCCCUCCCGUCUCCUCUGCCCCCGAUUGGAUCGGGGGGAUCAACCCCGAUGCCGCCGCGCGGGACCACAUCGCCGAAGCCGCCACCGCCGCCCUCCACGUCGACCUCCCCGUCCUCCUCCCCGCCGGCCUGCCUCCCACCGCAUCCCCCGGUGAGGACCCCGGUCCUCCUCUCUCCCUCGCCCCGCUCACCUGCCGCGUCCACCUGCUAUCGCCCGCGCUGCGCGCGCACGCCCACGCACGCCAACACGCGUGCCCGAGCCUCGCCUCGCCGCGCCUCGCUCUGCCGCUGCGCUGCUCGCCCGCAGCUCCGCCGCGCCCGCGCCGUCCGCGCCCGACGCGUGGCUGCGCCCCUAAUGCCCAGUGCGCCCUGCGCCUCGCUUGCGCGCACGCCCGCAGCCCCCUCAUGCGCUUCCCAGCAUCGCCGAUGCUCGCCGACCCGCCGCUCACCGCAGUAGCAAGUUGCGGCUGCUGCUGCUCCUCCUCCACCGUUGCCCCGCUCCGGCCCGUCUCCUCUGCCUGCCAUCAGCCGCUGCUCGCCGCGCGGCGUCGCCAGCCACCGCUCGCGCUCCGAUCCGCCCCAAUGCGGCGCUCGUGCGCGCACGCCCCCUCCCUCGCAUGUCGCCGCCUCCUCCUUCUGCCGUUGCUGCUCCCCUUCCACUCCAAGCCGAACCGGCCCAUCCACACCGGCCACGCCCUGCUUGCCUGCCGCGUCACCACUGCAGCCCUCUGCUGCGAGCUGCUCUGCGCCGCCCUCAUCUGCCGUCCGUCCCGCCUCGCCUCUGCCCCACCGCCUGAGGUCUCCGCCACCUCUUCCCCUACUUUCGCCCGCGCCGCCCCUACCGUUGCCUCGACGGCGCCACCGGUCCCCCCUGCGCCGGCCCUGCCGGGUCCGCCCGUACUGGGCGUGCGCCCGCUCGGGCGCGUCCUACGCCCCCGCCCGCUAGCGGCGCCCGAUAGGGGGAUCGACCCCGAUGCCGCCGCGCGGGACCACGUCGCCGAAGCCGCCACCGCCGCCCUCCACGUCGACCUCCCCGUCCUCCUCCCCGCCGGCCUGCCUCCCCACCGCAUGUCGUCUCCGACCUCCUCCCCGAGCACCGCUGCCCGAACCCCUACAGCCCCCGGUGAGGACCCCGGUCCUCCUCUCUCCCUCGCCCCGCUCACCUGCCGCGUCCACCCGCUGUCGCCCGUGCUGCGCCUAGCUGCUGCUGCUGCGCGCGCACGCCCACGCACGCCAGCACGCGUGCCCGAGCCUCGCCUCGCUGCGCUGCUCGCCCGCAGCUCCGUCGCGCCCGCGCCGUCCGUGCCCGGCGCGUGGCUGCGCCCCUAA
Molecule: messenger RNA, 2067 nt
Organism: Aegilops tauschii subsp. strangulata
Lineage: Eukaryota; Viridiplantae; Streptophyta; Magnoliopsida; Poales; Poaceae
Source: RefSeq, a predicted model, not a curated record